CCUCGUCUUUCACUGAGCUGGAUCAGUUUCCCGAAUCAGCUGCCAGAGAUCAGACUGAAGAGGAUCAUGAUGGCCAAAUUUCUGAAGCAAGAUCAGAUCGACGAGUACAAGGAGUGUUUUUCUUUGUAUGAUCGCCAGAGGAAUGGAAAGAUUGCUGCCCAGGACUUGAUCACAGUGAUGCGGUGCCUGGGCUCAAACCCUACACCUUCUGAGGUCCAACGCCACCUUCUGAGCAACAGCAUCGGCCAGGAUGGAUAUAUGGACUUCUCCACGUUUCUCAGCGUCAUGCAUCGGCAGAUGCAGCAGGAGGCGCCGGAGCAGGAGAUUCUGGAGGCCUUGAGGAUGGCAGACAAGGAACAGAGAGGCUACAUCCUAGCUUCAGAGCUGCGAGCCAAACUCACUGGUCUGGGAGAGAAACUGACUCACAGGGAAGUGGACGAGCUGCUGAAGGAAGCUGGUGUUGGGACUGAUGGCCGUGUCCACUGUGAACAGUUUGCCAAAGCUGUGACUCGCUCUGCCUCCAAGCGGUGACAUGUCCAUGGCCUUUCCAUUCAAUUAUGC
Messenger RNA from Synchiropus splendidus (mandarinfish), 561 nucleotides. RefSeq names its product calmodulin-like 4b (gene calml4b). Bases 67 to 531 code for a protein of 154 amino acids. The transcript has 5 exons. The record is from RefSeq and is a predicted model, not a curated record. Gene Ontology annotation, cellular component: myosin II complex. Gene Ontology annotation, molecular function: calcium ion binding. Lineage: Eukaryota; Metazoa; Chordata; Actinopteri; Syngnathiformes; Callionymidae.